Messenger RNA from Chiloscyllium plagiosum (whitespotted bambooshark), 1949 nucleotides. It is a transcript of the gene znf488, whose product is annotated as zinc finger protein 488. Gene Ontology annotation, molecular function: protein binding. The record is from RefSeq and is a predicted model, not a curated record. NCBI's taxonomy places the organism in Eukaryota, Metazoa, Chordata, Chondrichthyes, Orectolobiformes, Hemiscylliidae. Gene Ontology annotation, biological process: oligodendrocyte development; regulation of DNA-templated transcription. Gene Ontology annotation, cellular component: nucleus.
UUAGAACAGUGCACGUACUUUACGCGUCUGAAGCUUCAUGCAUUACAGCGUGUGCAUUAUGGAACUGACCCCCUUCUCAAAGGGACUAUGGGCAGGUGACAACAAAUUUCUACACCAUCUCUUCACUGACAUAUUAACCAGUGUGCACAUUACCCGGGAGAUUCCCGAGGACGCGAUCUUUGGCCCGUGUCUCCUCCAGAACACCUUUUAUGACACUGUAGCUUUCAUUGCGUUGAAGUCUUCAGAUCGGAGAAGCGCCCCGUACGUGUUCAGGGUAGAUGCAACAGCAAUUAGCAGUACCACGGAUGGAGUGUCCUGGUUGAAACUCGUCCAAGCGGCUAACAACACGAAGGAACAGAACCUGGAAGCCUAUCUGAAAAGUGGUCAGCUGUAUUACCGCUCCACUAGAAGGAUCAACAAAGACGAGGAGCUGUUUGUCUGGUAUGACAGCGAGCUAUCCACACUCCUCGGAUUCACUGAUAUCAAAACACGAGCUGACUCCAACACCUUUAGGUGCGUGGACUGCGAUCAGGAACUGAAAUAUGAGAAUCCAUACUUGGCUCAUGUCCGUUUCCUGUGUGGCAAAAGGAAAGAGGGUCUGGCCUGGAGGGACUUGCAGGCGCUGGGGGCUGCCCAGAGCUCUCUGCUGAAAGAGCCAGAGCGGGUCAUCGAGGAUAGAGUCACCAACUUCCACAGGAUCGCCCACGAUCUGGAGCACUCGAAGCGCAAACCUGGCGCCCAGGACGAGAGCAGGCCCUCGGCCGCCAGCAAGCGGAAACAAGACGGAGGGGAGGAGAAUAAAGUCCGCAAAACCGUUCUGUUGGAAAAGACAAACCAUUUAGCCAGUGAGCAGGGAGAGCAGCUUUCAAAAGAAGGCGCCAGUGUCCGCCCGGCCCUGGCGGUCUCCGUUUGGAGACUUCACUCAGACAAGUUCAUGUUGAAGAAGGACUCGGCGGGGCAUAACACCAGUGCUUUCACCGAGGUGCGGAGGCUCAGAGACAAGGUUAGGGCUGACAAAGCGGAGGGGAAUGAUAAAGAGAGCGACUCUGAUCUGACCAGGAAGGUCGGUCUAAGAACGGACGUGGUUCUCAGUUCCACAGGGAGCGCCUUCUCUUCAGUGUUACCUUCAAGUGCCCGCGAAGAACAGAAGAGUGCGUUUUGCCAACCCCACAGGAGGACAGCCUUGGGUCCUUCAAUGCUGGUAGCACACACCCUUCACUCUCCCAGCGAGUGCUCUCGGGAUUUCCCUGAUUCGAUCCCUUCCAACAGUCUCCCUGGCCACACCAGUCUGUUGGGAUCCAAGCUCCUCAGUGCUGAGCUUGGUGGCUCCCACAUACUGCACACCAGCGUCAGUACACACAGCCCAUUUCUAUACAGCACCGAGCUGUGGCCAAAGCCAGUGGGAGUUCAACUACAGUCCACCUCCUCUCUGACCCUGCUGCCGCCGUCCUACACCUCCUUCGCAGUGUCCGCUCAGAACUGGUGCGCCAAGUGCAACGCCUCCUUCCGGAUGACCUCCGACCUGGUGUUUCAUAUGAGGUCCCACCACAAAAAGGAAUACGCCACCGACUACCUGAGCCAGAGGCGCAGGGAAGACAAACUGACGUGUCCCAUUUGUAAUGAGUUCUUCAGGGAGCGCCAUCACCUCUCGAGGCACAUGACAUCGCACAACUGAGGUCCGCACUCGGAACUGAAGAGAGCGAGGUUUAUCGUCCCUGUGCUCAAGAGUUUCUUUACAAGCUGGGGGCAUGGCCCUGUUCAAGAGCAGAUCAGAGGGCCUGACUGUUUCAGACCUGGCGAGCGAGCAGUCUAAAUUUCAAAAAUAAUCUUGCAAAACACUGGAUUUAUUUAGAGCGGGCAACUGAAUCUGGAAUACAAAGAACUUCUAAUGUAAUCCUAGUUGCAUUUUCAAAAUAAUAUCUAGAAAUAACUGCAUUUAUUACAAAAGU